This is a messenger RNA of Peromyscus eremicus (cactus mouse), 196 nucleotides long. RefSeq lists its product as uncharacterized. The transcript has a single exon. The record is from RefSeq and is a predicted model, not a curated record. The coding region runs from base 8 to 184 and encodes 58 amino acids. Lineage: Eukaryota; Metazoa; Chordata; Mammalia; Rodentia; Cricetidae.
CCGCCGCAUGCACCCUGCGCGUGCUCAGGAUCCACGUCUCUGCAGGGCGAUGCCGGCCUGGUCCACCGUCCACGUGCUGCAGCUGCUGCGGGAGCUCCUCGCCUUCGUGCUCCUCAGCUACACGGUGCUCAUCGGGGCGCUGCUGCUGGCGGGCUGGACCACCUACUUCCUGGUGCUGAAGUGACAGCGCCCGGGC